GAACCUGCUGGCUGUGGAGACUGCAAGUCUGGAAGAGCAGCUGCAAGGAUGGGGAGAAGUGAUGCUGAUGGCAGACAAGGUCCUGCAGUGGGAAAGAGUCUGGUUUCCACCUGCCAUCGUGGGUGUCGUCUCUUUGCUGUUCCUGAUUAUCUGUCACCUUGAUCCAUCUGUGCUGUCUGGUGUUUCCUGUUUGGUUAUGCUUUUGUGCUUGGCUGAUUACCUUGUUCGCAUUCUAGCUCCUAGGAUCUUUGACUCCGAUAACUGGACCACAGAACAGCAGCAAAGAUUCCACGAAAUUUGCAGCAACUUCGUAAAAACUCGACACAUAGCUGUGAACUGGUGGAAACGCCUCUUUACCCUAAAGGAAGAAAAGCCUAAAACGUACUUCACAAGCACGAUCAUUUCCCUUGAGGCAGUUGCUUGGGUGGGACAGCAAGUGCACAACCUUCUUCUCACCUACCUGAUUGUGACUUUUGUACUGUUGCUUCCUGGACUAAACCAGCACGGAAUCAUAUAGAAGUACAU
Jaculus jaculus (lesser Egyptian jerboa) is the source of this 525-nucleotide messenger RNA. Its product is annotated as ADP-ribosylation factor-like protein 6-interacting protein 1. The record is from RefSeq and is a predicted model, not a curated record. The coding region runs from base 62 to 517 and encodes 151 amino acids. The transcript has a single exon. NCBI's taxonomy places the organism in Eukaryota, Metazoa, Chordata, Mammalia, Rodentia, Dipodidae.